This is a messenger RNA of Rhodofomes roseus, 2010 nucleotides long. RefSeq lists its product as uncharacterized. Bases 1 to 2010 code for a protein of 669 amino acids. Gene Ontology annotation, biological process: protein dephosphorylation; negative regulation of MAPK cascade. The transcript is spliced from 3 exons. The record is from RefSeq and is a predicted model, not a curated record. Gene Ontology annotation, molecular function: protein tyrosine/threonine phosphatase activity; MAP kinase tyrosine/serine/threonine phosphatase activity. NCBI's taxonomy places the organism in Eukaryota, Fungi, Basidiomycota, Agaricomycetes, Polyporales, Fomitopsidaceae. Gene Ontology annotation, cellular component: cytoplasm.
AUGGACUCAGCGACCCCUCGUCCUCCAUCCUCCCUGCGGUCCCUCCCCUCCGCCACGCAGCGGAGAAGGGGUCCCCCGACUUCCCUUCGCAUUGACACCCCAGCCGUCAACUCCGACGUAGCGCUGGUACAGAGCGAGAGCUCCGCCUCCGCCUCUGGACUUUCCUCUGCAACUUCUGACUCUGACUCGUUUGUAUUUCCUAACCCCAGCAAGCCUCGGACUUCCCGGAAUAUGAAGAAGCUGUCCCUCACCCUCCCCUCCGCCCAGUCCUCGACCAACUCCCUGCUGUCCACGGACAGCCAUGCCGUAGAGCCGCAGAGGCGACUCUCGAUCGUCUCCCUCCCCGCCCCUGUCCCCGCAACCUCUCUACGGAGAAAAGGCGAGGAGGACCAGAACCUCGGCUCUGCCCCGUACCAUGAUGGACCCGUGCAGAUCCUCCCGGGCAUCUGGCUCGGUUCUGAGGACAACGUCCGCGAUUGGAGAGGUCUUAUGGAACGCGGUAUCAAGUCGAUCCUUAAUGUGGCGAAGGAGGUCUCUACCGUGUUCGAUUCAGUGAAGCCACAUCGCGCAUUCAUGUCGACGCCCGACCUCAGCUCGACUGGAGGUGAUACCGAGUCGACAUUCUAUCCCGCUCACGUACCCAGUGGCAGGCCUGCGAUGCAUUAUCUCAAGCUGCAUUGGUCGCACGGCCAGGCGGACCUUGUACAUAGUGGUUUCCCAGCCGCAUUCGCUUUUGUCGAUCGGGCUCUUGAACGUGGAGACGGCGUGUUGAUUCACUGUCAAUGUGGUGUUUCGCGUUCUGCAACCUUGGUUAUCGCCCUGGUCAUGCGCGCAGCCGUACAACGAUCCCCCAACGUGCCCUGCGAUGUCUGGGCGCUCAAGGGUAUGCAGGGUGCCUACGACUUCGUAAAGGAGAAAAGCAAUGCUAUUGGGCCCAACAUGUCCCUUAUUUAUCAGCUAUUAGACUAUGAACGCACGCUGAAAGCCGGCACCAGCUCCCCGGCGUCGCUUGACCAAUCUCCCUCCGAAGCGGAAUGGAGUCGUCAGCGCUUGCUGAUGGAUCAGGCUACGACCGACGAUGAUAGGGAAAGCGUUGAGAUUAUGCGGGAAGCAAGGGCGCUGGACCAGGCCAUGGAAGACCGCUUGAUGGCACGCAAAUCGUCCAUGUCUUCCAUGAGUUCAUCUGGAUCAUGCCCAAGGAGAUCCAGAUACAUAUCACGCAAGCGUGCAGGCUCGAUCGCCAGCGUCAUGACUGGCAGCAGUCUGCUGAGUGAAAACCUCGUGGAGGAGGACGAGGAGGCAGAGCUGUUGGGCGUGGGUGGUGGGUUUGACGAGAGUAGCGAGGGCACAGGCUGUUCCAGCGCGGAGCCCACGGAGGACGAAGGCUCGCGAUCACGGAAGGAUUCUGGUGAGCAGCCGUCGUCAGGGUUCCUCACUGCGCGUCAGAUGCCCGCCUUGCGGAUGCCUCCCUCGGCCCCUCACCACAAGUCGAGUUUCAACCUGCCCCCUCCUGCGACCGCUAUCAGAGCAAACUUCGAUCUGACGCCUCGACCGCUGUCGAAGGCCCGGACCCGUCGGCCGCCCAACCUAGCUAUCUUGCCGCCUGUCCCGUCGUCGCCCAUCAUCCCAGUCAACUCGCCCCCAUCUCUACCGCUUGUCAACACUCGUCGCCCUCGCGCCGACGCUCGCAAACCUACCGCACCCCCGGCGAACCUUCGUAUCAAGGUCCAGCCUCCCUCCAGACCAAAACUUACCUCCGCAGUAUCUACGCCUUCCCAGAUGCUCUUUGUGUUCCCUCCCUCUCCCACCCUCGCCACGCGUACCCCCUCCACCAUGACGCUAACGUCUAACGCCUCGUACCCUUUCCCUCCCUUGGCAACGCCCCGUGUGUCGUCCUUCAAGGCUGACGGUCGUCGUCGGUCUUUCAUCGGUGUUCCUCCACCGUCGACACCCACGGUCGCCUCUUCUCGUGUUGACGCACGAGGCUGGAUCGGCGGCCUGGGCAAGUAA